AUUCCUGUCUUCGGCAGUAGCAUCAGGGUUGUCUAUGAUAGCUCUGUGGUAGCCCUGCUCUUUAGUUUAGCUUGCAUUUUCUAAUGAAAAUGCUGUAUGUAUUGGACUGAACAUGGACCCAAGGUGUGGCUAUUUAGGCUCUGCAUAAUAUCAGAUGAUAUAUUUUCAGUUAAUUGUCGAACAUUAUUAGCCUAUUAUUAUAUUACAUCACAUUUUUAUUAGUACAUGAUCGUUAUAGCCUUUAUCUUUAUUGGUAGAUUAUUGCAAAAUGUACAGUUUUUUUCUCUCCAUAAUUGAAUAGCAAGCCACAUUUUUUUAAUGCACAAUAAUUAGUUAAUAAAACAGUAGGCCUAUUUGAUUUUAAGUUACAAAAACUCAAUGCACGCGCAGUAUAUCGUCAGUGUGGGAGUGGCUGUCCUGAAAAAACUGGCUUGUGCGCUAGGAUUUUAAAGCGUCGCCACAUAGCACGAGCUUGCCAUUCUUAUUAUACCUCAGUGGAGCGUACCCAUCGACAAACAAAGAGGAGCCGUGUCAGAAGAACCAUUUCUCAAGACAUAAAAAUGCUGGUGAAAUCAAACAGCGAGUAUGACUCCUUCCUCUACUGGAGACAGCCCAUCUCCGCCCCGGACCUGUCCGAGCUGGAAGACCUGGGUGUGACCAAAAGCAAGCCAACCAAGAAGAGCAAGAAGGCCACCAAGAAACAUAAUGCCGCCCUAGCCAAGCAAAGGAAGCAGCAAGAGGCCGAAUUGUUAGAGUACACCACCUUCAACUACUGGAGAGAGCCUAUCCCCAGCAUUGACCUCCUUGACUUCAACCUGCUUCUGUGAGGACCAUCCCAUCUCAUCCUCCCAGUCAUAAGAACCUCCUUCUCCUCACACUCACCCUAUCUGGAUAACCAUGGCUUUUGUCAAGUUUCUGGUCCACCCAAGAAGAAGUACUGAAUCUGUAUGUCUGUACUGUGCUUUUUUUGUGUAUAACCUCAGAAUAAUACUGAAAGGAUGAGAGGUAAAUGUUUUAACUUGCAGGUGACUGGCACUGUGAAUGACAGUAUAGGCACUUCUGCUUAGGUUUUCUCCACAUGCGGGCUACAUGACUCGAUGGCUAAUGUCAACGAACAUAACUAGGUAGAAAUGGCAACAAGGUCAGCCUUUAAAUUAAUAUAAAUAGUUCCAUUGCACACUGACUGCAAGGCUCCUGCCUCACAUUAAGGAUUUACGCAUUCAUAAUUUGUAUGGUAACUUGAGUAUGCCACAUCAUAUUUCUGAACACUAACAAAUGCAAAGUGCUGCCUCAUUUGAACUUAGGGAAAAUGAUUUCCCUUGACCUAAAACAACCUUGAAGAGUAGUGCCUACCUGAGCCUUGGAGUGUCUGCGUGUAGUAUGUAUAAGUAGGCGAAAGUAAAGCAAAGCACCUCCACACAGAACAGAUAUUGUACAAGCUCUUAGGGAGCCACAAACAUGACUGUCUUUUGCGCUUUGUAUUGGUUGCCUUCUGAUUUGUUUCAGACACUGAACUGACUGGCUCAAACCCACCCAAUUAAUUUGUAUUUCUUUAGUAUGCUGCUUUCAGUCUGCUCUGAGUAGGCCUCAACUGAGUGCAAUGACUAAGGGUAAAUGUUAGAUUCCACAAUGCAAGUUGUGCAAAUGCAGAGCUGGUCAACUGUUUUUUUUAUUUUCUGCAGACUACUGUACUGUCCGAUGUUUGUUUAAUUUGAAUGUCAAGGAAAUAAUGGAUUGAAAUGUUUAAUGAAAGGGAACUAAAUGUUUUUAAUUGUGUCAGACUGACGUUGCACGUGGUCUUGAAAGUACGGUAGGUCAAGUUCUAACUUAGGAUACUUUUAAUCGUAACGCUGACUUUUUGUGAGAUCGUGCAAUGAGCAGUAAAUUCCCAAAUGUGACUCAUCAUUCUUGGUCUGACUUUUCUGAAAUAAAUGAAGAUGAAGAUA
Coregonus clupeaformis (lake whitefish) is the source of this 1946-nucleotide messenger RNA. Its product is annotated as protein AF1q. The record is from RefSeq and is a predicted model, not a curated record. The coding region runs from base 561 to 827 and encodes 88 amino acids. Gene Ontology annotation, biological process: positive regulation of release of cytochrome c from mitochondria; apoptotic signaling pathway; positive regulation of mitochondrial depolarization. NCBI's taxonomy places the organism in Eukaryota, Metazoa, Chordata, Actinopteri, Salmoniformes, Salmonidae. The transcript is spliced from 2 exons. Gene Ontology annotation, cellular component: nucleoplasm; cytosol.